This is a messenger RNA of Heterocephalus glaber (naked mole-rat), 1386 nucleotides long. NCBI's taxonomy places the organism in Eukaryota, Metazoa, Chordata, Mammalia, Rodentia, Bathyergidae. The record is from RefSeq and is a predicted model, not a curated record.
CUUCUCGCCGGUGAGCGAGCAAGAGACUUUGGGACUAGGAAAGUGAGCGGGCCUGGGUGACAACGCCGCGGGGCCGGUCCCGGGGAAGCCGCACACCUGCCCCAACGCCCGCCGAGGAUGGCCUCCACCGCCACCUGCACCAGGUUCACCGACGAGUACCAGCUUUUCGAGGAGCUCGGAAAGGGGGCAUUCUCAGUGGUGAGAAGAUGUAUGAAAAUCCCUACUGGACAAGAGUAUGCUGCCAAAAUUAUCAACACCAAAAAGCUUUCUGCCAGGGAUCAUCAGAAACUGGAAAGGGAAGCUAGAAUCUGCCGUCUUUUGAAACAUCCCAAUAUUGUACGACUUCAUGACAGCAUAUCAGAAGAGGGCUUUCAUUACUUGGUGUUUGAUUUAGUUACUGGAGGUGAACUGUUUGAAGACAUAGUGGCCAGAGAAUAUUACAGUGAAGCUGAUGCCAGUCAUUGCAUUCAGCAGAUCCUGGAGGCUGUGCUACACUGCCAUCAGAUGGGCGUAGUCCAUCGGGACCUGAAGCCUGAGAAUUUGCUUUUAGCUAGCAAAUCUAAGGGAGCAGCUGUGAAACUGGCCGACUUUGGCUUAGCCAUAGAGGUUCAAGGCGACCAGCAGGCAUGGUUUGGUUUUGCUGGCACUCCUGGAUAUCUCUCUCCAGAAGUUUUGCGUAAAGAUCCUUAUGGAAAGCCUGUGGAUAUGUGGGCAUGUGGUGUCAUUUUGUAUAUUCUACUGGUGGGGUAUCCUCCCUUCUGGGACGAGGACCAACACAGACUCUACCAGCAAAUCAAGGCUGGUGCAUAUGAUUUUCCUUCACCAGAAUGGGAUACGGUAACUCCUGAAGCCAAAGACCUCAUCAACAAAAUGCUUACCAUCAACCCUGCCAAACGUAUCACAGCCUCAGAGGCCCUGAAACACCCAUGGAUCUGUCAACGUUCUACUGUUGCUUCCAUGAUGCACAGACAGGAGACUGUUGAUUGCUUGAAGAAAUUUAAUGCUAGACGGAAACUAAAGGGUGCCAUUUUGACAACCAUGCUGGCCACAAGGAAUUUUUCAGCAGCAAAGAGUUUGUUGAAGAAACCAGAUGGAGUAAAGAAAAGGAAGUCCAGUUCGAGUGUUCAGAUGAUGAUAAACAACAAAGCCAACGUGGUAACCAGCCCCAAAGAAAAUAUUCCUACCCCGGCGCUGGAGCCCCAAACUACUGUAAUCCACAACCCUGAUGGAAACAAGGAGUCAACAGAGAGUUCAAAUACAACAAUUGAGGAUGAAGAUAUAAAAGGUAUGAUUGAAUCAGAGAUGAAAAAUCCUAACUCACAAUCCAUAUAUACCAGGAAAAAAACCCAAAAUACACACUUUGGGCAUGUCGUGAAACAUGUUUAG